UGCUCCGCCAGAGGCCGGCAGCCUGGAGCUGGAGGCAGAACCGGGGCUACCUGCCCACAGGGACCCCAGGCCCCACCCGUUCGCCCACCUCCUGCCCGCCACCCUGCCUUCCAGAUCAGGUCAAAGGGGACUACCCCCCAACCCUUCCUUGCCUUCUGCUUCCUCCUUCCUGUAUCUGUCUGGGUGGGUCUGGGGAGGAACGGAUCAUGGUGGGCCCAGGCACCACCAUUCCUGGAUGAGGCUCUGAAGCUGAUGGAAAAGGGAAGGGAAGGGGUAGGCUAGGCUCCUGCCCCAGCCAGACCCUGUUGAGGUCAACAUUACUGGCCUGCGGCCGCCUUUCCUAUGCAACCCUGGCUCACCUGCUCCCUGCUGCGCGUUUGUUUUGUUUUGUUUGGGGCAGGCUUCUCUUAGCAAGUAAAGACCUCGGGAGAGCCUGGACCCUGUCUCACCAGCACCCUCCCCCCCCCACAGGCCUGCCUCCACACUGUCUCCACCUCCUUCCCUCUGACCUUCGGGCUGUGGGAGCAGAGCACCCAGAGGUGGCUUCUGACCAGUAGCCCCUGGGGAGGCCUCUCCAGACCCUCACUCUGGGGCCACUAUGCACCAUUCCCAGCCUCCCUGAGGAGAUGGGCACAUGGGGCCCUGCUCACAAGGGGGGAUGAGAACCCUGGCCAGAUCCCAUGGGGUGUCCUGUGCAGGCACCUCUGGGGGCCAGGCCUGCUAUGAGGGGCAGAGGGCAUUUCUUACUGUAUGAGCAGAUACCCAGGUGGCUCUCGCUGCCAGACUCUGUUCUUCAUGUGGUGGGUGGUGGCUACCCCAGGGACUCCUGCUUCCCUUUCUAGGUUCCCACUCCCACCACAGGCAGAGACAAAAACCCCAGGCACGAUCCACACACCCUUGUGUCUGCUGUGGGUGUAGGCUCUGCCAUGCCCCUACCCUCUGCCAGGUAUCAUCAAGUACUUUAUACCAUCAUCUCAUCAGAACCUCCCUUAUGCCAACCUUCUCAACUGGGUAGUAUCACCCCAUUUUGCCGAUGAGAAAGUUGAGGAUCAGAAAGGUUAGUUGAUCCAACCGGGAAAGCAAUGGGAGGAUUCCAAAGCCCUAGGGCUUUUCCACUUGAAACUAACAUAGGGAGGGAGAUAGUCUAGGCUGGGCGGCUGGGAGUCUGGUUCUCUCGAGCCGGUAGCCAACGAAGCUGGGUCGUUGACACCCGCUCACCCACUGGCAGCUGCCCGUAGCCACACUCGCUGCUGUUCAUCAAAGGCACAUGGCCGGAUGUGUGUCCCUCCUAUAGCAUCCUUUGUCUUCCCCAGGCUCUCAACAGCCAGCUGGAACCCUUGAAUCCUUUCCCAUCCUGUUCCCUUUGGGUGUGACAAGCUUCCCUCGGGUUCCCCGCAGAAGGCUCAGAGGCAGCCAUUUUGCUGUGCUAUUGGUGUCAGAACCCUGCGGGGUCUCCUCCAGUGACCUUUACAUGUAGUGUGUGGUAUGCUGAAGAUAGAUGGCAGAGCACGAAUCGAGAAGACACUGCUGCUUAGAGCUGUGCUGCGGGGAAAGGCUGGGACACGCCUGAGGCCAAGUGGGGCUUCUCAGAGGACCCAGGAGAAGCCUCAGCAGAGAUAGGAAGUCUGGAAUCAGGCUAUUGCUGACCAGAGGACAGAGGUUUCUAUGGAGACCAGAGGAGCAGGAAGCAUGGGGCCUGGGGGGAGGAGGCAUUGGGAACAUAGAGGCAUGGGUGCUGUGCAGGACAACUUGUCAUAAAAUAUCAGCUCAGCCAGUCUCGUAGUCUCCUUGGACAAACAAGAUGACAGGCCCAUGUGGGGACGGCUUUGUACAUGGUCGCACGACAGUGGCCUGGCUAGCCUGCUUUGCUCCCCACUCAAAGUGACUGCACCGCCAGGCAGCUGAUGAGACUCCUGGACGGUUGGACUUGGGGCUCCCCGGCAGCAUGUGGGCUGGAGCCCUAUGGAAGCACCCGAAAGCCAUCACCAAGUCGGGCCUCCAGCACCUGGCACCCCCUCCUCCCACUCCCGGGGCCCUGUGCAGUGAGCCAGAGCGGCAGAUCCGGAGCACUGUGGACUGGAGUGAAUCCGCGACGUAUGGGGAACACAUCUGGUUCGAGACCAACGUGUCGGGGGACUUCUGCUAUGUUGGGGAGCAGUACUGUGUAGCUAAGAUGCUGCAGAAGUCAGUGUCCCGGAGAAAGUGUGCAGCCUGCAAGAUCGUGGUGCACACCCCCUGCAUCGAGCAGCUAGAGAAGAUAAAUUUCCGCUGUAAACCAUCCUUCCGUGAAUCAGGCUCCAGGAACAUCCGUGAGCCAACCUUCGUGCGGCACCACUGGGUACACAGACGACGUCAGGAUGGCAAGUGUCGGCACUGUGGGAAGGGCUUCCAGCAGAAGUUCACCUUCCACAGCAAGGAGAUUGUGGCCAUCAGUUGCUCCUGGUGCAAGCAAGCGUACCACAGCAAGGUGUCCUGCUUCAUGCUGCAGCAGAUAGAGGAGCCGUGCUCCCUGGGUGUCCACGCUGCUGUGGUCAUCCCGCCCACCUGGAUCCUCCGUGCCCGCAGGCCCCAGAAUACCCUCAAGGCAAGCAAGAAGAAAAAGAGAGCAUCCUUCAAGAGGAAAUCGAGCAAGAAAGGGCCAGAGGAGGGCCGCUGGAGACCCUUCAUCAUCAGGCCCACCCCGUCACCCCUCAUGAAGCCCCUGCUGGUGUUUGUGAACCCCAAGAGUGGAGGCAACCAGGGCGCUAAGAUCAUCCAGUCCUUCCUGUGGUAUCUCAACCCCCGCCAAGUCUUUGACCUGAGCCAGGGCGGGCCCAAGGAGGCGCUGGAGAUGUACCGCAAAGUGCACAACCUGCGGAUCCUGGCGUGUGGAGGUGAUGGCACGGUUGGCUGGAUCCUCUCCACUCUGGACCAGCUGCGCCUAAAGCCACCACCACCCGUCGCCAUCCUGCCCCUGGGCACUGGCAAUGACUUGGCCCGUACCCUCAACUGGGGUGGGGGUUACACGGAUGAGCCCGUGUCCAAGAUCCUGUCGCAUGUGGAGGAGGGGAAUGUGGUGCAGCUAGACCGCUGGGACCUCCGUGCUGAGCCCAAUCCUGAUGCGGGGCCUGAGGAGCGGGACGAGGGCGCCACUGACCGGCUGCCCCUGGAUGUCUUCAACAACUACUUCAGCCUGGGCUUUGAUGCCCACGUCACCCUGGAGUUUCAUGAGUCUCGAGAGGCCAACCCGGAGAAAUUCAACAGCCGCUUUCGGAAUAAGAUGUUCUAUGCCGGGACAGCCUUCUCCGACUUCCUGAUGGGCAGCUCCAAGGACUUGGCCAAGCACAUCCGAGUGGUGUGUGACGGAACUGACCUGACCCCCAAGAUUCAGGACCUGAAACCCCAGUGCAUUGUUUUCCUGAAUAUCCCCAGGUACUGCGCAGGCACCAUGCCCUGGGGCCACCCUGGGGAGCACCAUGACUUUGAGCCCCAGCGGCAUGAUGAUGGCUACCUCGAGGUCAUUGGCUUUACCAUGACGUCCCUGGCAGCACUGCAGGUGGGUGGGCACGGCGAGCGGUUGACGCAGUGCCGCGAGGUGGUGCUCACUACGUCCAAGGCCAUCCCGGUGCAGGUGGAUGGCGAGCCCUGCAAGCUCGCAGCCUCGCGCAUCCGCAUCGCCCUGCGCAACCAGGCCACCAUGGUGCAGAAGGCCAAGCGGCGGAGUGCCGCCCCCCUGCAUAGCGACCAGCAGCCCGUGCCUGAGCAGCUGCGGAUCCAGGUGAGCCGAGUCAGCAUGCACGACUACGAGGCCCUGCAUUACGACAAGGAGCAGCUCAAGGAGGCCUCUGUGCCACUGGGCACCGUGGUGGUCCCGGGAGACAGCGACCUAGAGCUCUGCCGUGCCCACAUCGAGAGGCUCCAGCAGCAGGAGCCCGAAGGUGCUGGAGCCAAGUCCCCCACCUGCCAGAAACUGUCCCCCAAGUGGUGCUUCCUAGAUGCCACCACUGCCAGCCGCUUCUACAGGAUCGACCGGGCCCAGGAACACCUCAACUACGUGACCGAGAUUGCACAGGACGAGAUUUAUAUCUUGGACCCAGAGCUGCUGGGGGCAUCUGCCCGGCCUGACCUCCCAACCCCCACUUCCCCUCUCCCCACCUCCCCCUGCUCACCCACGCUCCGGUCACUGCCAGGGGACGCGGUGCCCCCCAAAGGUGAAGAGCUGAUUGAGGCGGCCAAGAGGAACAACUUCUGUAAGCUCCAGGAGCUGCACCGAGCGGGGGGUGACCUCAUGCACCGGGACGAGCAGAGCCGCACGCUCCUGCACCACGCGGUCAGCACAGGCAGCAAGGAAGUGGUCCGCUACCUGCUGGACCACGCCCCCCCAGAGAUCCUUGAUGCUGUGGAGGAGAAUGGGGAGACGUGUCUGCACCAGGCGGCAGCCCUGGGCCAGCGCACCAUCUGCCACUACAUCGUGGAGGCUGGGGCCUCUCUCAUGAAGACAGACCAGCAGGGCGACACUCCCCGGCAGCGGGCCGAGAAGGCUCAGGACACGGAGCUGGCCGCCUACCUGGAGAACCGGCAGCACUACCAGAUGAUCCAGCGGGAGGACCAAGAGACGGCCGUGUAGCUGUGAGGCCAGCGCCGGGCAGCAGGAGGGACAGGGCCAGCCGGAGGAGGAGCCCCCUCAUCGCCCACUGCACUGCCACAUUCCAGUCGGACUGCCACGGGGGGACCCAGGCCCCAGGGAAGGAGCCCCGUGCUGCCCCCUGAGGAGCCGCCCGGGCCCAGGGCUGGGCUCUGAGGAGCUGGGGGACCUCACCUGCCCCCCUGAGGCCCCAGCCUGACCCAGGGCUGACAGGGGAACAGGAAACUGGACUGGGCCGGGCAGGCCUUUGGGGGCCUGGGGCUGGACAGCCCUCCCCCUCCUGCAGCGGGUGCCCUCCCUGGGGUUUAGGGGUGGGGGGGCGCAGCAGGGUUUGGGGCCCUAGUGGGGAGCCUUCGGGAAGAGGCUUCCUAAGCCAUCUGGUCCCUUAGGGCCCUGGCUCUGAGCGUGCUGGCAGCUUGGGCCCUCUCUCCUGCCCUGUCCCCACUCUUCCCGGGGCUUCCUCCCGGAACCACAGAGCCUGCUGCAUUUGCCUGCCCGCUGCCCUGCUUGGCGCCUACCCCGGUGACCCACCCCCUGCACCCCAGUCAUUUCAUCCCCGCUGACUGUGUGGCCUGGGGAUUGGAGUGGGGCUCUCAUGGUGACAUGUUUACAGCUGGGUGUGACUCAGUAAAGUGGAUUUUUUUCCUU
Messenger RNA from Canis lupus familiaris (dog), 5272 nucleotides. It is a transcript of the gene DGKZ, whose product is annotated as diacylglycerol kinase zeta. The record is from RefSeq and is a predicted model, not a curated record. The transcript has 31 exons. Gene Ontology annotation, biological process: intracellular signal transduction; diacylglycerol metabolic process; regulation of synaptic transmission, glutamatergic. Gene Ontology annotation, cellular component: nucleus. Gene Ontology annotation, molecular function: ATP-dependent diacylglycerol kinase activity; protein binding. Bases 1946 to 4606 code for a protein of 886 amino acids. NCBI's taxonomy places the organism in Eukaryota, Metazoa, Chordata, Mammalia, Carnivora, Canidae.